Molecule: messenger RNA, 954 nt
Organism: Rubroshorea leprosula
Lineage: Eukaryota; Viridiplantae; Streptophyta; Magnoliopsida; Malvales; Dipterocarpaceae
Source: the annotation of a GenBank genome assembly
CUUCAUGGUUUAUAAAGCAGAAUUGCUCAUUGGGAAAACAUGUUGAUGUUAAGGAGAUCAUACCAAUAAGAGAAAGAAGUCUUACAAGUUUUGGGUAAUGGAGACUAAGAUAGAAGGAGCAGAUGCAUAUCACCGGGAUGCGGAGAAGGUACCACUUCUGAGAGAUAUGCCCAUACCUGAUGGGGAGAAGAAAAACCCAAUACAGAAAGCGAUCAGUCAGACUUUUAAGAGCACAGCAUAUUUGGCUAAUCUUCUGCCUACCGGAACAGUUCUUGCUUUCCAACUUCUAGCACCGAUAUUCACAAACCAAGGCAACUGUGACUCAGUUAGCCGAUUCAUGACUACUGGCCUUGUUGCCCUCUGUGGAUUAUCAUGCUUCCUGCUCAGCUUCACAGAUAGUUUCAGGGACGAGAGUGGAAAUGUUUGUCAUGGGUUUGCGACAAUCCAUGGCUUAUGGGUCAUCGAUGGGUCGGACACUCUUCCGCCUGCACUUGCUGAAAAGUAUAGACUGCGUUUUAUAGAUUUCAUGCAUGCCUUCAUGUCAGUAUUGGUAUUUGCAGCUGUGGCACUGUUUGAUCAGAAUGUGGUCGGCUGCUUCUACCCAACGCCAUCAGUUGACACUCAGGAGAUCCUCACAGCAAUGCCAGUUGGGAUAGGUGUCAUAUGCAGCAUGUUGUUUGUUGUCUUUCCAACCAAGCGCCAUGGAAUUGGCUUCCCCUUGUCCACAAACUAACCUUUUCCUUGUUUCCAUGGGAUGUAAAUGUAGUCCAAUCUUUCCAUAGUUGUAAAGUUCUUCUAAUCCAAACACACUCACCAUUUUUUAAAUUUUGAUCUCUUGUGUGAAUCCAAAUCAUGAGACCAUUCUUUGAUAUUGUUCUAUUAUCUUAGCCAGAUGUAACAAGUUCAUGUCACCAAACAUCCAGUUGCUGAAUUCAAUAAAAUGUGACCUUCGGA